AUGUGGUACUUCGUAGCGUGUUGCGUGGUGCUGCUGCUGUUAUGGCUUCACCUAGAUAAUUUAAAGCCAGCCAAUUUUCCUCCCGGUCCAAAAUGGUACCCGAUCGUGGGCAGUGCUCUCUCCAUCACGAGUGCACGCAACAAAACUGGUAUGCUGUGCAAGGCGGUCGAGCAUAUUGCCAGCGAGUAUCCCGAUCAUCGCGGCGUAAUUGGCUUCAAGAUAGGCAAAGAUAAAGCCGUAAUGGCAAUCAAUGCAGAGUCACUCAAGGAAAUGAUGAACAACGAAGACUUUGAUGGGCGACCGACCGGUUUAUUCUACGAAACGCGCACGUGGGGGCUUCGGCGCGGGGUUCUACUAACGGACGAACAGUUCUGGCAGGAGCAACGUCGUUUCAUCGUGCGCCACCUCAAAGAGUUUGGGUUCGCUCGCAAAGGCAUGACGGAGAUCAUUCAGAACGAAGCGGCACAGAUACGGAAGGACUUUGAACAACUGAUUGCACAAGGCAACGGGAAGGCUACGGUGCAGAUGCAGGGUGCCUUUUCCGUGUACGUCCUGAAUACACUCUGGCUGAUGAUGGCUGGUAUUCGGUACAGCAAGGAUAACAAAGAUUUAAGAUACUUGCAAUCGCUGCUACACGAACUGUUCACCAACAUCGACAUGAUGGGUGCUCUGUUCAGCCACUUCCCGUACCUAAGGUUUGUCGCACCAAGACUUUCAGGCUACCGACAGUUUGUGGAAAUACAUGAAUGCAUGCACAAGUUCAUCGGUGCCGAGGUGGAACGCCACCAGAAAAACUUCAAUCCAGACGACGAACCUCGCGACCUAAUGGACGUCUACUUGCGCACGCUCCAAAACAAUAACGCACCGUCCGAUAGUUUCUCCCGCGAGCAGCUGUUGGCCGUUUGUUUGGACAUGUUUAUUGCCGGCUCGGAAACGACCACCAAAACGUUGGACUUUUCCUUUCUGUACAUUGUGCGCAAUCCACACGUUAUGCGUCGGAUGCAGGAAGAAAUAGACGACAUCGUUGGCCGCAAUCGGUUGCCAACAUUGGAAGAUCGUGCCAGCAUGCCCUAUUGCGAAGCUACGACUCUUGAAGGGCUUAGGAUGUUCAUGUCGAAUACGUUCGGUAUUCCACAUCGAGCACUGAAAGACACCCAACUUUGUGGGUACAACAUACCCAAGGACACCAUGCUCGUUGGCAUGUUCCGCGGAAUGAUGCUGGAUGAGAACUUGUGGGAAAAUCCGACCGAAUUCAAUCCAGAACGUUUCCUGAAGGAUGGAAAAAUUCACAUACCCGUCCAAUACCAUCCGUUCGGGGUCGGCAAACAUCGCUGCAUGGGUGAGCUAAUGGCGAAAAGUAACCUCUUUCUAUUUUUGACAACAACGCUGCAGUCGUUCGAUCUCUUGGUGCCGGAGGGAGCACCCAUUCCGUCGGAUGUUCCAGUCGAUGGGGCCACACCUAGUGUGCGGAAGUAUCACGUGGCUAUUCGUCCUCGUUAG
Anopheles marshallii is the source of this 1500-nucleotide messenger RNA. RefSeq names its product probable cytochrome P450 303a1 (gene Cyp303a1). Gene Ontology annotation, molecular function: oxidoreductase activity, acting on paired donors, with incorporation or reduction of molecular oxygen; monooxygenase activity; heme binding. The record is from RefSeq and is a predicted model, not a curated record. The coding region runs from base 1 to 1500 and encodes 499 amino acids. The transcript is spliced from 3 exons. NCBI's taxonomy places the organism in Eukaryota, Metazoa, Arthropoda, Insecta, Diptera, Culicidae.